Messenger RNA from Paramecium primaurelia, 496 nucleotides. NCBI's taxonomy places the organism in Eukaryota, Ciliophora, Oligohymenophorea, Peniculida, Parameciidae. The record is from the annotation of a GenBank genome assembly.
AUGAAACUAUUAAUUAUAAUUGAAAAUUCUAAUUAAAAUACAUUAAAGAAAGUAAAUAUUUAUAAUUAAAUUUUAGGUUCUAGAUAUAAUUAAAUAGUUGGAGAAUAAUUAUUAUGAAAUAUGUAUUCAAAGGAGUAACAUCCCAUCAAACUCAGUAGAAAUAACAGAUAUCUCCUCUUUAACAAGUGAAUGCAAAAGGAAAUACAAACGAUUUAUAAAUCGUGCCAAAAAUCAAAAAUAUUAUGAAAAUCCCAAUACUUCAAAGACCCAAAAGAACAAGUUAAAGUAAACUUAGAAAAACCAUCAAAUAUUAUAGAAUUAAGGAUAAAUUAAUUUAAUAUCAUAAAAUAAAUAAUUAAAUCAAGAUGAUGAACAAAUAAAUAAAGAAAACUAAGUUAAGAAAGAGAGAGACUUAGAAAUGAAUCAAUAAAAGGUAUAAGAAAAAAAUAUUAUUUCAAAAGUUAAGUAUUUUAAUUGUUUAUUCACCCUUAUAUGA